Molecule: messenger RNA, 2068 nt
Organism: Paramisgurnus dabryanus
Lineage: Eukaryota; Metazoa; Chordata; Actinopteri; Cypriniformes; Cobitidae
Gene: ankrd63
Biological process (GO): regulation of G1/S transition of mitotic cell cycle; regulation of cyclin-dependent protein serine/threonine kinase activity; negative regulation of cell population proliferation
Cellular component (GO): cytoplasm; nucleus
Molecular function (GO): cyclin-dependent protein serine/threonine kinase inhibitor activity; protein kinase binding
Source: RefSeq, a predicted model, not a curated record
GCAGCGUAGCUGCUCUCAGAUGGCUGUUUCCAUAGCAACACAUGGAGGCUGUGCGAACGCUGUGAUAUAAAACACACGCUGUUUCUUUAGACGAGACUCAGAAACUCUGAGCAGCCUGCCGGUAACCACUACAAACUCAUUCAGAUCCAAAUCCCUCAAACAUUUGAGUCCUGAGCGAUGAUGCUGAGGCCAAAAGAUUUGUGUCAGGGCUCUGGCACGAAAACUUUUCUGGAAGCCAUGCAGAGCGGCAAAGUUCACCUCGCUCGCUUCGUGCUGGACGCUUUGGAUGGACGCAUUAUCAACUCCAAGGCCGACGGCGGGCGUACGCUACUAAUGCACGCGGUGUGCAUUCAGGAUAACGGGCCGAGGUCGAAAUUCACCCACUUGCUUUUGGAGAAAGGUGCAGAUGUGAAUAUCCGCGAUGAGCAAGGUCGCACGAGUUUGAGUCUCGCUUGUGAACUCGGACAUCUGGAUGCCGUUAAGCUCCUGGUCCAGUUCAACGCUGACCCUGAACUCACUGACACGUGGGGCAACAGCGCCUUAAUGUACGCGGCCUGCGGAGGACACAACCACGUUUUGGAGUUCCUGGUCAGGGCGUUUAAGAAGUUAGGCCUACGGGUGGAUCGCACGAACCACGCAGGCCAUUCUGCAGUCCAAGUGGCAGACUUUUUCGGCCACAACCAGUGCGUCCAAGCUCUUAACUGUGGAAAGAAGGUCGUCAGUCCUACUGACAGCACGGGAGAACCGGCGGAAGAUCUCAGGUGGCCUAAUCGCCUUCCCAAGCAGGUUUUGGAGAGAUUCACCAGAGCGAAAAUUCAAAGCAAAAAUGAAGACCCAUUCCCUGCCUUGUUUCAGAGACAGCUACGCGUAGGAGACAGCAACGGCCUGCGAAUACGCUUUCGACGGUCACCCCAUUCCCCGGACAGCAUGGUUUCAGGCCAUUGCCAAGCCAUAAACAGAAUGCCUGAGAGAUGUCCGGCCGAAGACGGACAGGAUCUGUUAUUUACCUCCAAACAAAUUCACAACUCGCUCCUCAAAGAAACUGGCAGCACCAGAAAGAUGGAUUUCGCUUCAGAGCGCUGCCAAACUGUUAGGCAUGAGAGCGAUGAGACGCCGCUCUGGGGAAAAGCCAAAUCCUUCAACCUGGACCUCAGAAGCAACAGAAAACAAUCGUAUCAAGGUGACGUUCAGGAAAUCAGAUCUGCCAGUAAAUUUAAAAGAGCAUCUCUUCAGGACGAGAAACCUCUCGUGGCAAAGUUUUAUUGCCAACUCAACACGAAUAAAAAUGAUGCCAACAAGUCAGAAAAUCUGGAAGGGGUCAAAGAUGCUCACAAUUGUGGUGGGAUUCCCAAAACGGGCAGACAGCACAAACUUCUCUUCAAUCGAGCAGAAGUGGAACCCGAGAGGCUCAAAUCUCAUUCUUCAAGUCUCACCGGAUUAGGAACCAGAUUACUGCGCAGAUUCACAGCUCCAGAAUUCAUGAGACACAUCCGAGACUCUCCGAGCGACGCGGGUCACAGUAAAGUCAAGAUGUCUCGCUCUGAAACCUUUCCGUUAUCAUACACACAUCAGAGAGUCAACAGUCAACCCAGUGUAGACAGCAUCAGUGCCGUGAGAUGUGAGUUUGAAAAUAAUUCGACUGCAUUUCAUUCCUAAUCCAGAGAUAAUCAUCAUCAUCAUCAUCAUCAUCACAGAUAUAUAAAUGCAUUAUAUUAAGCCUAAUUUAUGGCUGUUUAGAAUGAUCAGGAAUAUAAAUGUCAAAUCUAAGUCACAGAUGUUUAAUAUUUUAUACUAAAUUAAUAUAAAAGCUUUGCUCUCUUGAGAAUUGUAACUGCUGUUAUUGUCUCUGUAGAUGAGCUCAUGUUGCUUCUAAUGAACAGAUUUGAUUAUUGCACCGUGAUCAGUAUAUAGUGCUUUCAUCAUGUUUUAUUUUUAUAAGUGUGUGUUAUCUUUAAAACUAAGAAAAUUAUAUACAUUGUUUAAAUGUGCUUACAUGUAAAAUGUAAAUCAUUUGUUUUGUCUUUUGAUAAACAUAUAUGCUGUAUAAAUAAAACAAAUAUGUAAAACA